AUGACCUCCAAGAUACCGUGGAGACAGUUCCAGUUGUUCGACUUCACCCCCAUCCGAGACCCCAACUACCAAUCACCCGACCCGCUCUACUCGGACCCCAGCUUGUCAGCCAUCCAUGCCACCUCGUCGUAUCUUGCUCUAGCCACCAGCAACUGUUUCCUUAAAAUCGUCAACCCUCUCCAGUUCACCCUCGAGAAACAGUUCCAGGCGUACGAUGCCGACUACCGCAUCUCCGCUGUUAGCAGCGUGCCCAGAUCCAACUUGCUAGUCACCGUAGCCGAGCGCCAAGGCUCUCCAACUGUGCUCAAGCUCUGGGACUUGACCAAAAUCGUCCACUUGGACGCUAUAGACCCCGACCAGGAGAAGUACAAGUUCCAGACCCAAGUCCUAAUCACCAAUGGCGACAAUUCCUACCCUAUCAGCUGUUUCCAGUUCAAUGACGAGCUUACGUGCAUUGCGAUUGGCUACACCAACGGCAAGGUCAUUCUAGUCAGAGGCGACUUGUUGAGGGAUAGAGGCUCCAAGCAACGUACCAUAUUUGAGUCCCUUGAUCCUGUCACUGGAGUCCAGUUCAACCGAGAAAACGACCUCCUUUACAUCACCACUACCUCCAAAAUCUUGACGGUGUUGACCACCGGCAGAAACAAUGGAAAACCAGCCAAAUACUUAUCCAACAAAACCGGUAUCGAUCUCAAUUGCUCAGAUGUGAUUCCUUCGACCCAAGAGCUAGUGGUGGCUACCCAAAAUUCCAUCCGAUUCUACAACAACCUUGCAAAAGUUAACUCCUUUCCAUUCGAGGUCUCCAAAUCCAAGCUUUACUAUAUCAAAAAUUCGUCGAAGAAUUAUCUACUCCUCGUGUCUUCCCUGGAGGAGGAGAUCUCAUCAAAUAACAAUAAAAAGAAGUUGGUCACAAGAAUUCUCAUUUUGGACUUGGAUAGUCGGCAUUUAUCGUUCAAUUUGAUGGUUCCUAACAAUGUCAUUACCCAUGUAUUUGAGCAGAACGAUAACAUUUUUCUCCUUUCCAAUGAUGGGAUAUUGUAUAAGUUACAUGAAAAACCCAUCAACCAACAGAUCGAAGUUAUCUUGCAGAGAGAAUUAUUCUCAGUCGCAUACAGACUUGCUGAAAGAAACAAAAUGUCAAAAGAAGUACUUCUCCGAAUCCAAAAACUACACGGUGAGUUCCUUUAUGCAAAGCAAAGCUUUGAUGAAUCUAUUGGAGUAUUCAUUAAAUGCUUAUCGCUCUUCAAAAGUACAAGCAAAGCCCAAAAUGAGGUUGAAAGUGAAGAUGACGAAGAUUUAGAAGAUUUUGUUAUGAAUAUCAUUACAAAAUUCAAGGAUGUCUCCAAUAUUUCUAAUUUGACCAAGUUCUUGCAUAAGCUUUACAGCUUAAACAUCGCUAAUAAUGAUCAUAUUACAUUAUUAUUGUGUUGCUACUGCAAGUUGAAAUUAACUGAUGAUCUUGAUAAAUUUAUUGAUGAUUUAGAUUUGGAGAAUUCUACUGAUUCACCCUUCCAAGAUUUAAACUUUCAAUUGAUUAUAAAUCUUUUCCAGGAAUGUGGAUACUUUGAUCAAGUGAUAAAGCUUCUCUAUAAACUAAACCAACCCAACCUUAUAGUCGGGAUUCAAUUAAACCACCUUCAUCAGCCAAAACAAUCAUUGCACUUCAUUAAGGGAUUACCAAUUGAUGACCUUUUGCUCAUUUUGAUAGACCAUUCAAAAUCUUUGUUGGAUUUUCUUCCAAUAGAGACUACCGAGUUGUUGAUCGACGUCUUCACAGGAAACUAUAAAUUAAACAAAGAGAUAAGAGACACAUUUAUUCAAGACGUUAAAGUACAACGGGAGGAGGAAAUACUCCACACUCAUGAAGAGGGAGAUGAUGUGUCUUCGUUCCCAUUAAAUAGUUACAAAGCCUUUGUGACUUACUUAUCAAGCUUGAAAGAUGAUGAUAUCAAAAGCAAUGGAAGUAAUGAACAAGCAAAAAUAGAUGAUGAAUCAUCUACUCAAGAACCUACAUACCUUCCCCCUCGUCCUAGUUUGAUUUACCCAAGUUUCAUGAAUCACCCAAAUGAAUUUGUCAUCUUUUUGGAAGCUUGCAUCGAAACCUUUGAUAAAUACCAAGGUAACAUCAAUGAUAAGAAAGAAUUAUUGAUGACUCUAUUGGAAAUGUAUCUUACCAUAGCCAGCAAACUUGAAGAUGGGGAGUCCAAUGAAUGGAAAGAUAAAGCUAAGCAAUUGGUUGACAACAAUUCCGAGCUUCUUGAUAAUUCUUCCUUGUUGUUAGUAUCCCAUAUUUAUGAUUUCAAGGAAGGUGAAGCAUUGUCGAAAGAGCAAUCAGGAUUUGAAGAAAGUUUAUUUACUACAUAUCAAAUUUCUGAGGACGUGGAGAAAUGUUUUGAGAUGGUGAGAAGGUACGGAGAUCAGAAACCAGAGUUAUACAAGUUGAUGUUGAAGUUCAUGAUAUUUAAACAGCUGGUUUUUGACCAAGUGACGCAACAGGACUUUAGAUUUAUUUUGAACAAGAUCGAAAAGCUAAAGAUCAUGAACCCCUUGGAGAUAUUGCAAAUCUUGACCGGUGGAGCCGAAAAUGAAUUUGUUACUCUAGGAUUGGUGAAGGACUACUUAAUCGAUUUCAUUGAUAACCAGAGUAAGGAAAUCAAUAAUAACCAUAAGUUAAUUGAGUAUUAUGAAACAGAGUCGACAAAAACGUCUCAUAAGCUCACUGAGCUCAAUACCAAGCCUUUUGUCAUCCAAAAUAAUAAGUGUUCGCAAUGUGGCCAGAAGCUUGAUUACCCAGUAAUCCACUUUAGGUGCAAACAUUCAUUCCAUCAGAAAUGCCUCAACAAUAAUUUGAUUGCCACCUCGGUGAAUGACGAUUCUGCAACGGAAAAACAGUGUCCCAUCUGCAUCAACGAAAUUGAUGAGAUAAAGUCCAUAAGGAAUAGUCAAUUCAAGUCUAAGGACACUUUAGAGGUGUUUGAGGGCAAUUUGCACGAAAGCAAGGAUAGGUUCAAGUAUAUCAGCGAAUACUUGGGCAAGGGGGUCAUGGAAAACGAAUCUGUGACUUUGAUGAACUAG
Molecule: messenger RNA, 3075 nt
Organism: Suhomyces tanzawaensis NRRL Y-17324
Lineage: Eukaryota; Fungi; Ascomycota; Pichiomycetes; Serinales; Debaryomycetaceae
Gene: VPS11
Product: tethering complex subunit
Exons: 1
Coding region: 1-3075 (1024 amino acids)
Biological process (GO): vesicle-mediated transport; intracellular protein transport; organelle fusion
Cellular component (GO): HOPS complex; endosome
Molecular function (GO): protein binding; protein-macromolecule adaptor activity
Source: RefSeq, a predicted model, not a curated record